ACUAUGGAGACCUGCAAGCACACCCACUGUCUAGAUCAGGCACAUUUCUGCUUAAUGGCAGCCCCAGAGAGCAUGGAUAAUGACAUGUAACUCAUUUUUACUGAGUAUGUGAUCAGGGCCAGCGUUAACUUACUAAAGACUUGCAGAUUUGCUUGGGACGCCAACAGGGAUUGUUAGAAACAGAAUUGUAAUAAUGAGUGAAGUGUACAGAAUUGCUUCAACUGAAAAGAUCCAGCUACUGGAAAAAACACUAGCAUCAGAUUUGGCUGAGCUAAAGACAGAAAUAGAAGAAAAUGGAGCGCUGCAAGGUGCAUCUAAUCGAAUGUACAGCUCUGUUCCAAAACCCAAGGAUGCUCUUUACUUCAGAAAUGAGAGAGAAAUGAUUUUGAAAAAAGGACUACAGGUGGCCAGUGGAAAAUCUAUUGCUAUCCAGUCUGAUAUUAUGCAGAAAGAACUGGAAAGCUGUUUAAGAAGAGAAUACACUGUGGACAAUCUGCCUCUUUUACUGCAUCAGUUUUACACAGACAGGAUCGAGCACUUGGUGAGGAGUAAAUACUUGCACUUGAUGAGAUGGAAGAGAUUUUGUCAGCACACAAGUGCCAUGGAACAGUGUUAUCCUAUUUACCAGAAGCAGGUUGGUUUUAUUAUGCAAGAAUACAAUGAUGCACUGCAGAGAGCACAGAGGUUAUCUGUUGCCAGAGACAAUUUAAUAACAGGACAGAAGAAUUCUUUACAUUUAUUGACUCUUGAAGACCUGGUCAUUUAUCUGCAAUGGUUAAUUUGCCACCUCCAUUCAGUGAAGAACAUACACAACUAUAUCCAGAUGCUCCAGUACUUGCCAGUCACGGACAAAGCUGAGUCGUUUAUAGAGAACCAAUCAGAAGAGCUGCAAGAUCAUUCCCAGUAUGGUAUUAGGUGGGGAUCUGUCUCAUCAGGCCUGCAGGAGGCUUCAGAACAAGCUGGAGUGCGCACAGAUGAGGACAUGUCACUGCCACAACACCAGACAGAAAGAAAUGAGCUAAAAUCUCUGCUUCGACACUUGUUGCCUUGCUUUAAUAUUGAGUAUGAUACAGAUGGACUUACCAGCACAGUCAGUGAGAUGGAGCUUCUGUCUCUGGUGGCAUCUAAGUUCCGAACUAUGUUCAGCAAACAGCAAACCAUGAGAACCUUUCCUGUAUAUGAUUCGGGAACAGAAACAACAGAAGGAUGGGGAUUUAAAGGCCCUAGUAUGGCAUUAAAGAAGACAGCCAGCUGGAUUCCAUAUAUCAGGGUUAAGCCAAAACGGGAUCCUUGGCAGCAAAAAUGUCUGACAAAAUUAAAACAGAACAAAAAAGUGGAUGAACUUUUACGGCUGCAGUCACAGGUUAUAGAGAUUUCAAGUGCAGAAAAAACCAUGGAGAUAUUACAAUCACAUGCAGAAAAUAUACUCAUGCCCACUCCAGUGCAGCCAGCAUCAGCCAGAAGCAGCCUGGACAUCUGGAUCAAGAUAUACAGCCCCCCAGAUUUCCCACAGGAUGUAACCCCAUGUGAUGGAUUGUUGCCAGCUCAAAUUGAUGAGAAAAACUGUGAAUUUGCCUUCAACAAGCGUCCAGUGUCAUCUAGACAAAAGAAAGAUACUGAGUAUAACUACCAAACUACCCUACAGCUAUUUGGAUUAGAAGAGGCAGAAGACAACAAUACAGAUCCUGUAAUGAUUAAAGGAGCUUACCUUUCUCUACUCUACCUGCGUCACCUAAGAAUAAGGGAGUUGCAGCGUGUCUCCCUUGGAUUCCUAAAUUAUUUCCGAUCAAUCCAGAGAACGAUGACUUUUGACACAUGUGGUCUCACUGGCAAAUCAAAUAGCUUGUCCUUCAGCACAGGAGAAGAGCCAUGCUGGAUAAAUGCAGCUCAGGGAGGAUCUGGUGUACCUGGUGGACUUGGUUCUCAUCUUUACAUGCAUAACAUACCAGCAGAUUUCAAGGUCCAGAGUUGUCACUUCAUGGAGUUCGCUGAAGUUGAGAAUCAAGAUGACUUUUAUACAACGGAAGAUGGAAUCAUCCACAUCCAGGAUCAGAGAGGGGCAUUCAUUAUGUAUGAUGUUGCUUUGGAAGAUCUGCAGGAACUGGAAGAACAAUUGCUUCUUAUGGCUACCUGCUUAAUCGAGCAAGAGAAAGGCAUCAAGUCAAAAAGGAUGGAAGGCAAUGAGCUGGAUAUUUCAUCUUGGGCACACAUAACUGUAGACCGUUUUGCCAUACUGCUAGACCUAUGGACAUGGGAGUCUGCUUUGCUAGAGAACAAAAAACAGCUUAUUGAUAGUUACUUUGAAGCCUAUCAACAUACCCUCGACAAAGAAGAGAGAUUUGCUUUGGUACAAGUGAUCACCAACAUCAUGUUCAGGCGUCCUCGGUUUGACAUUGGCUCCAAGUAUUUUCUGAAGGCUUACAGUGACGAGUGCCAAUGUUUGAGACUUCAUCUACAGCUUCUGAGAAAAAUAUUAAACAGCCAGAUAGACAGUGAAAGAGAAUUCAUUCAGAAGGUUUGGAGAAAUGGACAGAAAGGAAGUGUCUCUGAGUUUGGACUUCCGCUUAAUAUAAUUACAAAACAGCUCGUCUCACUUAACAACAGUAGUCCUGCAUUGAAGAAUGUUUAUCUGUUAGAGUUUCAUCCUUCCCUGGGAAUGGCACAUCUAAUUUCAAAAGCUGUGGACCAUGUCUGUCAAGCAUUUCUAUAUAUAUCCCAGGCAAAGACAGCAAGCGAGGCCUCCAAUGUAGAAAAACAUGUCUUACAGUUGGCAUUGGAUGAAUGGUUAGCGCUGAGAGACCCUAAAUCAUCAUUUGAUGCAAAUAUUCAGAAAGAUUUAUUUGCAGAGGUUCUGAUUGAGGACCCCCUUCUGGUUAAAGACAUCUGUCUGUCUGCCUUGGAUUCGGCAGAUGAAGAUAAAAAACAUGGAAGAAGCAAACAGAUGCUUAUUCUGGAAACAUUUGCUAAGGUUCUGGAGCUUGUUACAAUUCGGCAUCGCUUAAUUGAGACUUCAGCAGAAACAGUGCUACUCUCCGGGGCAUAUACAGCGUUUGCAGAAGAGAUGGGAUUCAGUGAGUCUCACUUAUACCUGAGACCAGUACACUUUGAGUUUGCCUCUCAUAAAGAUAAAGUGGAACAGCUCCCCCCAACUUUCAUCACUGCUAUCCUGGAAGACGACAGCUGCGUAGAUAAAUAUGCUCCAUCAACAAAUCUCCUAGCUAUUCAUGAUGUGGAUGAUAACCAGCUUGGAAAGUUUUCUUUUUGGACAAAGGAAGGAAUAUUACAGCUCCUGAAUAAAUCUGGUAUAGAGAAUAUGCAAGUGGUUCUUGCCUGUCAGCUCAGCCAGAGAAAUGCUCUGUUAGCAGCAAUUCAGCUCGGGUCUGUUUGCCACGAGGCACCGGUUUCAUUGACGAAUACUGACUUCAAGGAUAGCCGUUCCAUGGUGCAAAGAAGAAAAAGCUCUGAGGUUGAAAAAAAAUCAACUUCAUGGGCAUUAGCAGAAAGACAGAUGUCUCUAACAUCUCUGCCUCAGACAAAUGGCCACCCUUUGCAGACUUCCAGGAAUAAGAAAAGGCUUCCAGAUGCUUUUGUGUCAAUCCAGUUAGAAAAAGUGGGUCCCAGAGAUGCCAUGCUGAACAUGUUUCUACAGAAGAAACAGCUUAUGGGUACUGCAAUGAAGAACCCUGAAGAAGUUGAAAAGGUUAAAAGAGAACUUGUGACUAAUUACUGUCAAAGGUUAAAUAGCCGAACAUGCAACCACGCUCUCAGAGGACAAAUCAUUGCUUAUUGCAACAGUUUAAAAAACCUGUUGGAAGAGGUGCCGGCCAUCAGGAAAAAAUAUUUCAUUAUAGGCCAGCCUCAAAACAGAAAAUCAGGCUUUAAGGAAGCACCUCACACAGACUCCAGGAUAUUUCAAGAGCGACCAUAUAGCUUGUUGACAGAAGAUGGUCGAACUUUCCUUAAUUUAUGGUACAUUCCCUCCCCAGCAGAGGUGCUUGCCAUGUUUAAAACAUUACCAGAAAAGGCAACAUUCCGAGCUCUCUACCAAACUCUUCAAAUUGUUGCUGCUUUGCAUGACAUAGUAUCCUAUGUAUUUAGCUUUGCCCAGCUAGGAAAUUCUUGCAGCAAUUACAGGCACUCAAAGCACAAGACACUGGCUGCAGAUUGGGGUGGAACAGAAGGCAUUGGAGCAGAGUUGCUGGAGAUACAGAAGUCAAUAGAUGACCUUAGCAAUCCCCAGGAUCCCAAGGAAGUUACCGCGCUACUCCUUCUCAGACGGGAAGUAAUGUUUCUGCAGUUUGAUGCAGCAGUUCGCUACUUAAUUCGAGAAGCUUUCUUAUCUACUGGUAAUGUCCGUGCCUUCAAUGUAACCACAGACAAUAUGUAUCAUGGCCUCCCAGCUCUGAGUAAUUCUGUGCGUGCAAGUGCCUUUUCCUCUUUGCUGCCUUUGCCAGAGCCCCUCGAUCCUCACAGCUACAGAGCAUUUAUGCUUUAUCCAUGGAGGACUCUUUUAGCCAACAGCGACUUUUUUCCAUUGUCAAUAAACAAUCUACAUACCCUUGGAUACCACAUGCAGCUCUGCCUGUGUGAAAUGACAGACCAUGAGCGCAGUGUAGCACAUGGGGAGCUGGUUGGUGUAAAGCUUUUAAUGGAGGAUAUUCUUCAGAGUGACAAUACAUUGAUUUCCUUUGCCAUUGAGGGGAAUCAGGAAGCCAAGCAGACAUCACCUGAUGUUUGUGGUGCAAUUGAAGAAUCCAAAGACCCAGUCCAGAGCACCUGUAACCCAAUGCAACUUGUCCCACAUGAUCCAAUUGGCCUAUUUCAGCUGCUAAGAUCCUUCUUAAUUCUGUGGAAGCAACUGGAAGUGUUUAAAGAAAGAUGGGGGAGGCUGAAACUUCAGGUGGAGAAGAUUAAUACUGUACCUCUCUACAAACAAUUGUGUGAGCUUUAUAGAGAUGACAUUUUUUAUCCCACCAUGAAAGCCAUUGCCAGACAAAUGGGAAAAGAGGAAGAGUUUGAAGGAAUCAUUUUAAGGUCACAGAUUGUGCUUCCUCCAAAAGGAGCUUCUGAAGUUGAAAUCAGGAUUUGUCAGCUCCAUAAAAUAUUGGAAGACAUUGAGGCUCACAUGAUUCUUAAAGUAAAGAAGAAAACUGCCAAAGAGCUGACCCUGGUGAAAACGGAAAGGUCAAGAGAAGCAAGUCUUCCUACAGAGCUUUGGAAGCAAAAUGUCAUGAAUGAACAUUAUUCACCUGUCAGACCUCAAAUUGUAGAAAAAUUUGUUCAGAAUCUAAUGAGGAAACUCGAGGAUCGAACAUCUGAGGUCAUCGUUAGGAAAGACCAUUUAGAAGAUUGCCUCAAGUCUCUUGCCUGUGAUGUAAUGGAAAGAGAACGGAGUAACUUUGAGACCUACUCAAUGUUUUAUGAAAAUAUUCUUCAUCAAGAGCAUCAACUGCUUUACCAAAAGGAGCAAGAAAUGGCUGCCAUAGAUGCAAACCAGAGUCAGAUGGGAGAAACGUUCAGCAAGACAGCGGAAAUGAGCCAUGAGCUGCUGUUGGAAGUCACGGCCCUCCGAGCCAAGCUGUCAGAUCUAGAAGAAGAAUCUCAUGCCUCCAGAGAAACCAUUAGGAAAGAGAUACAAGAAGAACAUGAGGCUUUAGUAAGGUCUUUAUUUGCACAGUGUGUGUAUCUCAAGUCACAACUAGAGGAAUAUCACAUGAAAAUGAAGAAGCACAUAUGUGAACUCAUCAGUGAAGUCAGAAAAGAGGGAGUAGAUGAUAUAAUCCUACUGAAGAAUAAAUAUGGCUCUACAAAGGAUAACAAUUCACUUACUAACAAUUUGUCAAAGCAAAACAUGCUACAGUCUCUUAGAGAGGAAAACAGCAGCCUAAAAGCACUUAUCUGUAAGAUGAAAGCAUUAAACCACUGGAAAACAACUACCAAGGAAGGACAGUUACGCAAGAGCAUCAGCAAUGCUGAAAAGGAAGCUGUUCAGAACAAAAAGGUUGGCUUGAAAUUAAAGUUGAAUGUGGACCAAGAGUUGACCUUGUUACGCCAGCAGCUGAUGGUUGCAAGGACAAGUCUGACGAGGACACAGGCUGAGAACAGUCAUCUGAACCAACUGUUGAGUAAGCAGAAAGAACAGCUGAGUGGGCUAGAGCACAGGUACUCCCAGGAGAUGAGAAACAGGCAGCAGGCCGAGAGAGAGAAGUCCGCCAGUGUGGACAAGCUGAUGGGAGAUAUAGAGGACAGGGAAUCCAGGCUGCGUACUUUGACAGAAGAAGCUGAAAGGUCCUCUAGAAUGGGUCAGAUGCAUCAAAAUAAAAUCAAAAGGGAAGUUAAGCAGAUGAGAUCUCAGAUGAUACAGGAGCGCAGCUUAAAACUAGACGCCUUUCAACGAGUCGACGAACUACAGACCCAUGUCUAUGAUUUGGAAAUGUUAUCUGUAAGGAAUUCACCCACAGGUAUCAGAAAGACUUCAGCCUCUCUCGCAUCCCCCAGUGGGAGGAGCUUUUCCGCAGUCUCUUCCCCCUGGUCCUCACAAUCCACUGCUCUUGGCCAAGGUCCCAUAGGAGACUUCCUGCAGUAUUAUGUGCCACCUGAUACCAAAGCAAGUAGCCGAUUGGAAAUGAGACUGCAGAGGCCCAAAACGGUACCAAGCAGGUGCAGAAACAGAGCGGCUGGCACAGUGGUUCCCAACAUGGCUGACAGUACUUCUCAGGCAAUCCUCACACAGCUGCUUGACUUAAGGCUAAAUUUUAAGUGACCCCCAUCCUCUCUCUCUCUCUCUCUCUCUCUCUCUAUAUAUAUAUAAAAAAUAGAGAGGAAUGCAGGACCAUAAUGUGCACUAUUCAAUAAUUUAUUUAAAAGUAUUUAAAAAGUGUCUGAACUACAAAAGCUCAUCAAACAAUUCCCAAGGUGUACAGACAGUAUGAUCCCCCAGUGCAUAGAUGAUAAUGUGUGCAGUUCAUAGAUGGGUUAGAUCAGUAGAAUGUCUCCUCCAAAUUCCCAAGCCUAAUGUCGAUCUUCGUUGGCACUCGGUCCAACUUCCUCCGAGUAAAGAGCUUAAUCCAGCCUGCCCAACCAGGACUUUGCAUGCAAUUAAGACCCCAUUGUAUGGUAAUGAAAAGUAUCACAUCAAAAGUGCAGUUUUGGAAAACUAUACUCCCAAAAUGAACACUUAAGCAACAGAUAAUAUGAUAUAAACUAAGUGGCAUAUUAAAGAAUCUUACCAAACUGGUCUACAUAUUUAA
Xenopus laevis (African clawed frog) is the source of this 7250-nucleotide messenger RNA. It is a transcript of the gene ccdc162p.L, whose product is annotated as coiled-coil domain containing 162 L homeolog. The transcript has 48 exons. Lineage: Eukaryota; Metazoa; Chordata; Amphibia; Anura; Pipidae. Bases 194 to 6763 code for a protein of 2189 amino acids. The record is from RefSeq and is a predicted model, not a curated record.